Rotaria socialis is the source of this 396-nucleotide messenger RNA. NCBI's taxonomy places the organism in Eukaryota, Metazoa, Rotifera, Eurotatoria, Philodinida, Philodinidae. The record is from the annotation of a GenBank genome assembly.
AUGAAAAUUAAAAGCUUAAAUGAUGAUGCUAUUUUAUUUAUUGAUGAUCCAGAGAAGUACAAAGUUGCUCAAGAACGAACUCUAAAAGAACAAGAAAAUAUCAGUAAUUUUAUAAUAUGUGAAAAUUGCUUGGUACCUUUGGAAUCAUUAACAUUGAUUCAGUCACAACAAGUUCUUAACAUCAUUGAAUAUUUAUAUAAUUGCCGUAUUAUUCAGCGUGAUUUACGUCCAGAUAAUUUGAUGUUAGAUUCAAGUCAAGAACAUUUAAAAUUAAUUGAUUUUGGUUUUGCUACAACUUAUGAAAUCGAUGAAAUGACAAAGCAACUGCCUAUUGAAGGAGCAGUUUCAUAUGCUGGCGUAAAAUUGCUAAAACGUUACUACAAUUUACUCUUAUGA